Cuculus canorus (common cuckoo) is the source of this 3149-nucleotide messenger RNA. RefSeq names its product angiogenic factor with G-patch and FHA domains 1 (gene AGGF1). Bases 186 to 2273 code for a protein of 695 amino acids. The record is from RefSeq and is a predicted model, not a curated record. Lineage: Eukaryota; Metazoa; Chordata; Aves; Cuculiformes; Cuculidae. Gene Ontology annotation, molecular function: protein binding; nucleic acid binding. The transcript has 14 exons.
CCCUUCCCCGCUGCCUUCCGGCUUGGUGCCGCUUCGCGGGCCGCGAGGCGCCGCCGGGCGGGCGCAGCUGGCUGGGUCGCGCCCGGUCUCGCGCCAUGGCCGGGCCCGGCAGGCGGGGCCUCAGCCGCCGCUGUCGCUGCUCUGUCCCAGGCGCCGCGGGGCGGGUGGCGGGCGCGCGCUGAGGCAUGGCCUCCCCGCCCAGGGAGCGGGCGGCGGCGCUGGAGGCGGAGCUGGCAGCCUGCCGCCAGCAGCUGGAGCGGGCGCGGCGCCGCCUGCGCCGCACCGAGCGACGAUACCACGAGGCGAGGGAGAGCAACGAGGCGCUGAGGGCGCAGGUUGAAGAGCUCACUAAGGAGAUCCAUAAUAGGAAGGGCAAGAAUACGGCUAGUGUAGAAGUACAGACAGAGGACUAUGCUGCGUGGUCACAAGCAGAUUAUUACUACUAUGAAAAUUAUUACAAUCACACCGAUGCUCAAGAUUGUGCAUCUGAACUGCCAGUGCAACACAGUCAUGGGACUGAAGGCACUGAGCAUGAUUCCACAGAGGAAUCGCAGACAGGUGCUAGUAUUCCUUUACAGACGGACAACAGUAAAGUUGCUGAAGGAGGAGAAGGGGAAGAUUUCAUCCAGAAUUUAAAGGAAGCUGAAGAUACUUUGGUACCAGAGGGUUCUUUGGCGGACAGCUUGAGAGCUGCUGCAGAAGCUGCUGUUUCACAAACCGGAUUCAUUUAUGAUGAAAAUACGGGAUUGUAUUAUGACCAUAGCACUGGAUUCUAUUACAACUCGGAAAAUCAACUGUAUUAUGAUCCAGCAACUGGGAUUUAUUAUUACUGUGAUGUGGAAAGUGGACGAUACCAGUUUCAUUCACGAGUGGAUCUGCAGUCUUACCAGGCCUCUGGUACCCAGCAUGCCAAGGAUAAAAAAACAAAAAAGAAGAGAAAAGAACCAGAGCGGAUUACUACAAAUGAACAUAAGGAUUUGGACACGGAAGAGCAGAAAUCAUCUAACAGUCAGAAUUGCCUUUCCAUUACUGAGCAAGUAAGUUCUACUGAAGAAGAAGAGCCUCCAAAUGUAAGAAAGAAGACUAAAAUGGACAAAGUAACACAAAACAGUUUAACAGCCAAAGAAUCAUUUUCUACAGACAGUAUAAAUUCACAUUCACGCAAAAGUACACCAGAUACUGCAGCAUUUACAGAUGACAGUAGAACAGCGGACACGGAGAGUGAGCCAGAAGAAGGUGAAAUCACAGAUUCUGAGUGUGAAGUCUACAGUAGUGAGGAUGAACUAACAAGUGAGGAAACUGCUGAUUCAGAAGGCUGGGAAGAUGAAGAUGAAGAAAAGAUCUGGCCUCCUUGUAUCAGAGUUAUUGUAAUAAGAUCGCCAGUUCUACAAACUGGAUCACUUUAUAUAAUCACAGCUGUGAAGCCUGCUACAAUUGGAAGAGAAAAAGAUGUUGGACACACACUUCAGAUUCCCGAAGUUGGAGUCAGUAAGUUCCAUGCAGAGGUAUAUUUUGACCAUGAUUUGCAGAAUUAUGUUCUUGUGGAUCAAGGCAGUCAGAAUGGAACAGUUGUUAAUGGAAAUCAGAUUCUCCAGCCUAAAAUAAAAUGUGAUCCCUACAUCUUGGAGCACGGAGAUGAAGUGAAGAUUGGUGAAACUGUACUUUCUUUUCAUAUACAUCCUGGCAGUGAUACUUGUGAUGGAUGUGAACCAGGACAAGUCAGAGCACACCUUCAACUGGACAGGAAAAAGGAAUCUUCUGUUUGCCCAGCACUUAGCAAAGAAGAGAGAGAGUUAGUCAGAAGAAAAGCAUUAAAACAAAUACGGGUGAAAUAUGGUUUACAGAACACAGAGUAUGAAGACAACAAAGCAGUGAAGAAUCCGAAGUACAAAGACAGAGCAGGAAAACGCAGGGAGACCAUUGGAAGUGAAGGAACCUUCCAGAGAGAUGACAGUCCAGCUUCUGUUCAUGUUGAAAUCAGCAACAGCAACAAAGGACAUAAAAUGUUGGAGAAAAUGGGAUGGAAGAAAGGGGAAGGCCUGGGCAAGGAUGGUGGUGGUAUGAAGGAUCCGAUCCACGUUCAGUUACACAAGAUGCAUGCAGGUUUGGGUACCAGUAGAUCAACCUCAAUUGAAGAUGUUCAGAUCAUCCAGAGCAAGAAUAAAAAGAACUGGGAUAAAGCAAGAGAAAGGUUUGCUGAAAACUUCCAAGAACCUAAAUCACAAAAGGACACACCUAAGAUAAUGCCUUGGAUUAGAGGGACUGUAGAGUAAAGUAUCUGGUCCCACAGCAGGGUAAUUCCUGUGUGUAAAUAGUUGGGAGAGAAUUUAUUUUUAUUCUUUUUUCUUUUGCUAAAGCAGAAGUUUGGUGAUAUGUAAAACACAGUUGUGGAAAAAAAAUUAUGCAAGAGUAACUCUAUGUUAAUUGAUUUUCUGUAGUUUUCAUGCUUUUCUAAAACACAUUUUUAGUAAGUUAAUAAGAAAUGAGUGGAAUUUAGGGGGAUAUUCAAAUACAAGUACUUGAAAGUGAUUCUCAUCAUGAGCAGGAAGUUUCUUCAGUUGUGUUUUUAACAUAAUUCUUCAUGGAAAGUCACAUAAAACAUACGUUAAAUAUGACAGCUUUAACAUUUGAAUAGUGCUUUAAAGGCAAGCUGCAACAAACCAAAAAAAGUAGAAAAAAGAAAAUCCUCCGGGCCCCCACUACUAGAGUAUCAUAUUGCAUUUUCCUCUCUUGUAUGUUUAUUCAUGAUUGCCAUGAUAACCUCAGCAAGAGGUACACCAUUCAAAUUCAGUACUAAAUGCAAAUUCAGUAGUAGCUACAUGACCCAGCUUACCCUACGGGGGAGAAAAAAACUUUGGUUUUAAAUGAUUCAUCAGUACUGCUCAAAAGUAAAUACUGUUAAAUAAACUACCAGCAUUGGUAAAGAAAACAAUGUUCAGAGAUGACUUGUAGCAAAAUUUUCUUCUGUGAAGAACUUGCGAUUUGUUUAGUAAAGACGUAUCAUGCCUUUAAAAGAGGAGGUAUGUUUAGAAAACUGCUGUCUGUGUGUAUUAUUUAUUAACUUCUUGUUCUGAGACAUCCAUUGCUGGCAAUGGAGAUUAUGCCAGAAAGAAACCCAACGAAUGAACCGAUUUUUGGUGGGGAAGUAU